AUGAAGAAGAAAGAUAUCAAAAAGAAGUCUUUACAGAAAAUCAGAGCAAAAGAUGGGUCUGUCAGAGAUCAACUAAUACCCUUAAAUUCAUCAAAAAAUUCAGAAAAUAUACACAAAAUUCAAAUGGGUAUUGGAAAAAAUCAUCAUUUGAGUAGUAAAUUGCAAGAAUUUUCCAUUAAAUCUUCGUGGGUAUCUUCUGAAAUGUACAAAAAUGGCAGAAAAUUCGUCUGCAAAUUAUGUGGAAAAGGGUUCAAGUCUGCUAGAGCUGUGUUUGGGCAUUUGAGAUGUCAUUCAAAGAGAAAAUCUGAGGCUGAAUUUGAGGAUUGUUCUGUCAAUGAAGGCUUGUUGGAGCAGGAACUAAGUAAGCAGCCGGAGACGCCUCGAAAGAAAAGAUCAGGAAGGAGGUAUACUGAUAAAACUAAUUGUUCUAAUAGCACUUCUUGGUGUAAUUUGUAUGGCUCAAAUUCUUCUGUUACCGAUGAAGAAGAAUUAUUAGAUAUUGCUGCUUCUUUGUUGAUGCUUUCUAAGGGUGGGUUUUAUUCUGUUGAUCAUGUUUCUGAUAACGAUGAUGCUUCGGUAAAAUUAGAACCUAGACUGUCUAUUAACUCUGUUAGUAAUGAUGCUAAUGGUGUUGAUAAUAUGGCCGAACGCGCUGCUGCUGUUGAAUCAGGGUUAUAUGUUGAUUCAGGGUUAUAUGUUGAUGUUUUGAGAAGUGCGUGUGAUUCUGUAAAUGAGAACAGAAAAGAAUUUCAGGGUUUUGAUUGUGGGUUGUCUUUGAACCAGAUUGAGAAUAUUGAACAUGGACCUGUUUCUGAUGUUGAGAUUCAGUCUGAUAUGCUGCUGUAUGAUGCUGGAAUUAAGAAUGGGGCUAUUGGGGUUCUUGUGGAUGGUACAUUGUUUAGUAAUUCGAAUGCUAUUACUUGUGUUCCUGCUGCCGAAGAAACAAAGUAUGAGUCUGUCGAUGUUGGUGCUCGUAUGUAUGAUGAAUCAAAUUUAAGAACUUGUGGUCGAACAAAUCAAGAUAACAUUGGAAGUGGACCUAGUGUUCAUAGUGAGCAGGAAUCUGUGUUGUUUGAUGCCAAAAUCAAUUAUGCUAGUGUGGUUUUGGAAGAAGAUAAAAUGGCUAUUAAAUUGAGUCCAAAGUGCAGUGAUCCUGUGAUUGAAGAAAAAAAGCAUGAGAAUGUAGGAGUUGCUGAUCAAACACCUGAUAAAUGUAAUUCAGGAGUUAGUGAACCACCAAUGGAAAAUUCUUCCUCCGAAAAGUGCCAGAAGCAUGUCUGCAGUAUCUGCAAGAAGAGUUUCCUGUCAUAUCAGUCUUUGGGAGGCCAUCGUUUGCACUGCCAGAGGCUUUGUCGUUUGGAAAUCCAAGCACACAUGAAUGCGAACAUAAGUACUAACAUCAUUACUCAUGGUGAGAAAGAUGGUGUCGAAGAUGGGAUGAAAAUUGGGGAUAACAAAACGAAGAAGAGAUGGAACCACGACAAUGAUAAGAAGAAGAGAUGGAAGAAGCACAGAUGUCUGAUGUGUAACAAAGAUUUUCGCUCAGGCCAAGCUUUGGGUGGACAUAUGAGGGCUCAUUAUCAGAGCAAAGAUCAUGCCAACGAGGCAGAGAAUGUGGCUUAUGAUAAAGAAAAUUUAGCAGAUGUCGAAGAAGAGAGAAAAGAAGAGAAUGAUACCUAUGAUGAUAAAAUCUUAGCAGCAGUCAGAGAUCUAAGAAAGCAAGAGAAUGAUGUUUGCUCCAACAAAAUUCAGCAGUCAUUAAAGGAAAGACAAAUGAUCAUCGUGCCCCAAGGCAACAUACCCUUGAUGAUCUAG
This is a messenger RNA of Chenopodium quinoa (quinoa), 1815 nucleotides long. RefSeq lists its product as uncharacterized. The coding region runs from base 1 to 1815 and encodes 604 amino acids. The record is from RefSeq and is a predicted model, not a curated record. NCBI's taxonomy places the organism in Eukaryota, Viridiplantae, Streptophyta, Magnoliopsida, Caryophyllales, Amaranthaceae. The transcript has a single exon.